AAAAAUUGCAAAAAAUGUCCACUGUUAAACAAACCCUCCUCAACAACUUAGGAAAGGAAUUGAACGAAGCUGGUUACUUCACUGAACAAUCAUUCUAUCACCCUUUGACCAAGACUAAGGAUGCUAAGUUACCAAGUGAUAGAACCAACGUUCCAAACGCUGAUAUCUUGAAUAGAACAAAGGAAGGAUACCUUUCAAAUGAACAAAUUUUGGACAUCUUCGGCAAGCCUUUGGACUCAAAGGAUUUCGAAAUCACAAAGGACGAACAAGAAAUCUUGAGAAACGAUCCAUCUCAAUUCAAGGCUGUUUUACACAUGGCACCAGCUGCUCCUUGCAAGGCUCACGUCUUGAACAUGUUCUUGGAUGACUGUGCUGAUGAAACUCUCGGUAAGAGUAACGCCACCAUGUUGCAAUGGUCUCAAUGUAACAAGCACUUCUACAAGUGGACUACUUGUCUUGCUAAACACAGAAAAUGGUAUGAAGCUCGUUAUAACUCUAUCACAAAGGUUGUUCCAGAACAACAAGUUAGAGGUAUCCAAGAUACUCACCCAAGAAGAGAUCCAUCUACUUACCGUGCUCCAUCCUUCGAUAACUAAAUUAAUAAUAAUUGGUUACACUUUGUAUUAGAAUAAAAGGGUUUCAAAAUCCAUAAAAUUGCCACGGGCAUUUGAAUAUUUAA
This is a messenger RNA of Naegleria gruberi, 679 nucleotides long. RefSeq lists its product as uncharacterized. Lineage: Eukaryota; Heterolobosea; Eutetramitea; Acrasida; Naegleriidae. The record is from RefSeq and is a predicted model, not a curated record. The transcript is spliced from 2 exons. The coding region runs from base 15 to 596 and encodes 193 amino acids.